AUGUCGACCGCCAUCAAAUCCAUCAAGUCCCUCGCGCCCCUCCUCGAUCGCGUUCUGGUGCAGCGCGCAAAGAUGCAGGCCAAGACAUCCGGAGGCAUCUACCUCCCCGAGACCGCAGUCAAAGAUUUGAACGAGGCAAAGGUGUUGGCUGUGGGCCCCGGUUUGAUGGACAAGGACGGCAAGCGGUUAGCAAUGGGCGUGAAGGCUGGAGACCGCGUUCUGAUUCCACAGUUCGGAGGCAGCCCGAUUAAGGUUGGCGAUGAGGAGUUCUCUAUCUUCCGGGAUCACGACAUCCUGGCCAAGAUCAACGAGUAG
This is a messenger RNA of Ramularia collo-cygni, 315 nucleotides long. Its product is annotated as probable heat shock protein 10 (chaperonin CPN10). The record is from RefSeq and is a predicted model, not a curated record. Gene Ontology annotation, molecular function: metal ion binding; protein folding chaperone; ATP binding. Bases 1 to 315 code for a protein of 104 amino acids. Gene Ontology annotation, cellular component: mitochondrial matrix. The transcript is spliced from 4 exons. Lineage: Eukaryota; Fungi; Ascomycota; Dothideomycetes; Mycosphaerellales; Mycosphaerellaceae.